This is a messenger RNA of Lasiosphaeria miniovina, 1328 nucleotides long. RefSeq lists its product as uncharacterized. The transcript has a single exon. The coding region runs from base 676 to 1032 and encodes 118 amino acids. The record is from RefSeq and is a predicted model, not a curated record. Lineage: Eukaryota; Fungi; Ascomycota; Sordariomycetes; Sordariales; Lasiosphaeriaceae.
CACACCGAGCUGACCUGACCUGAGCUACUAAUAUCCGAACCUUAGAAUACCCCGCCAGAUGCAAGACGUCGAUCCUCAACCUCGAUGUCUCUCUGCGUUAAUUGUCACUCUGACUCUAGUCAGGUUUAAGACAAGAGACAAAGCGUAGAUGUGCGCGCCAGCCAGCGCAGUGUUGAGGUGACCAGUCAAGUCCCUUGCAGGUUUUGUCUCUUGAAGCCGGGGACCGCGUCAGAUGACUUUCCCGGUCACCGCCAGUCUCCUCUCCGACCUAGGUCUACGGUGGCAUGUAUGUAUGAACAGCGGACGGACGCACAUACACCUACGUACAUACACUACUCCAUAGCUUAAUUCUCGUCCACUUUAGGUCGGGUCUGUCUCUCUCUUUCCAACCCAAGUCGAGCCUCAGCCUCCCGGCGUGUCGCUCAGUGUUUCUUAUUAAGCAGCACUUUAUUCCUGUUAGGUUGUCAUGAGCGCCGGAGUUACGCUUCCCUCAGGUAGCGAUGGACAAUCAACUACGUACACAAAUACAUAUGCGUGUGGGACGGAAGGAAGCCUCACUUUGCGUCAUAUUUCUCGUCGAGAAGGCACUCCAACGACAUCGGAUAAUGUACUCGAUGUACUCCGCACUCAGAACAAGUGUCAGCGGAGAGGGAGAAACAACGAAAUGGCCCUAGCAUGCGUUCACCCAUCCAUUCGCUCGUCUAUUCAUUCAUGCUUGCUGCUGUGAUAGCCUGCAGCAGGUGCAGCUACAUAUACCACCGAUGCCGGUGCUGCUGGCGCUGGUGCUUCAGCUGCUGCUAUUGCUUUCCACAACUUUUUGAUGUCCAGUAUUUUGCGGCUGUGUAUGUACGUGUACGUGUGUGUGAAAGUGGCAUGCAGAUCUAUCUGCACACGACAUCCCGCCGAGCGAGAGCCCACCAAGGCAAGGCAUGGAUGCCCCAUCCCCAUCCCACACGCCCCCUUUUCCCUUUCCUUCAGGCUGGUGUUGACCCCCUUGGAUGCCCCCCACCCCGGCCGCCAUUGCAUGGCUAGUCGGUUUCCUUCCUGCAAGAGCCGCCCGUGAGCUUCCCGAAAUGCGCGAAUCUCAGCCGACCCUUGACACCCUCCGCCACAGUGGCGUGGUCACGGGAGUGGUACCUCCCCCCAGCGACAAACCUACGCCCGAGGUCCACGUGUUUGCUGCUUUACUCCGGCAUGUUGGGGGGAGGAAUCCUUUCCUCGGUCAGGUAGGCAGGCAGGCAGGCAGGCAGACCAUUUCACAUCUUGUCUCACAAGAUAGCAACUUCAGCCCAGUCCAUCACUCUUAACCCCGCACGCAUUGUUGAGGU